Molecule: messenger RNA, 516 nt
Organism: Amphimedon queenslandica
Lineage: Eukaryota; Metazoa; Porifera; Demospongiae; Haplosclerida; Niphatidae
Product: neurotrypsin-like
Exons: 5
Coding region: 1-516 (171 amino acids)
Cellular component (GO): membrane
Source: RefSeq, a predicted model, not a curated record
AUGUCAUGUCAAUGUAGUCAGGGUUCACUUCGUCUUGUCAAUGGUGCUUCAUAUCAUGAAGGUCGCCUUGAGAUAUGCUAUGGUAAUAGCUGGGGAACAGUCUGUGAUGAUGGUUGGUCUAAUGCUAAUGCUCAAGUUGUAUGCAGACAGCUUGGAUACCCUACUACCGGUGCUUAUUAUCGUGGUUCAGCCUACUUUGGACAAGGGACUGGUAGUAUAGUAUUAGAUGAUGUUAGUUGUGAUGGUGAUGAAACAUCUUUAUACCAGCAAUGCAGUCAUAGAUCUCCUCUGUCACAUAAUUGUGGUCAUAGUGAAGAUGUUGGAGUGGUUUGUCCUGCACCAUUUGAUGGUUCAGUUCGUCUUGUUGGAGGAUCCAACAGUUCUGAAGGACGUGUUGAAGUAUACCGUAGUGGAUCAUGGGGUACUGUCUGCGAUGAUUUAUGGGACUAUAGGGAUGCUACUGUUGGACUUCAUUUAGUAGUGCAUAUUUUGGACAAGGAACAGGAAGCGUAUUAA